UGAUUUCGAACCAUUUCGAACAGAGCACGUUUUUGUUGGAAAAGAAAAGUCACAACAAACCUUUUCUUUCGUCAGCGCACGGCGAGUGCGGUGCAGGAAUUUGUAGGCUCCCGUGAAAAGUGUAUUUUCACGAGGAAAAUAAAAGUGUUUGUGAAGUGAAUCGCUUCCGCAGUGCUUACUAGCACCCUGGAACUUGGAAUUCGGUCGGUUUUGUACAAUUCGUCAAAAUGGUGAAGCGAAACCACAAGUACAAAUCGGGCGAGGGUGCCAUGUACUAUACGCGCCGGGCUGCCAUGCGAAAGCUGCAGCUGAAAAUCCAAGACUUCCGGCAGCUGUGCAUCCUGAAGGGUAUCUAUCCGCGCGAGCCGAAGAACCGUGCCCGUGCCCAGCAUGGUUCGAAGGAGCUGCGUAUCCUGUACCACAAGAAGGACAUCACCUUCCUGCUGCACGAGCCGAUCGUGUGGACGUUGCGCGAUCGGAAAAUCUUCAACCGGCGUAUCAAACGUGCGGCGGCAAAACAGAACACGAACCUGCGUGAUAUCCGGCUCCACAACUAUCCGCAGCUCAAGCUGGACCACAUCGUGAAGGAACGCUACCCGACGUUUAUCGAAGCGAUCAAGGAGCUGGACGACUGUAUGACACUGCUGUUUAUGUUUAGCACGUUUCCGGCAACGAAAAUUAUUACCCGUGAGCUGACCCGAAUGAGCCGCAGGUUGACGGUGGAAUUUAUGCACUACAUCAUUGCGGCGCAGGCUUUGCGGAAGGUGUUCAUCUCGGUCAAGGGUUACUACUUUCAGGCGGAAAUUAAGGGCCAAACGGUGACGUGGAUCGUGCCGCACUACUUCCCGUACGCGCCGCACCGUGGCGAAAUGGUCGAUCUGAGCAUUAUGAAAUCGUUCGGUGACUUUUUCAUCGUGAUGGCUGGCUUCAUCAACUUCCGGCUGUACCAUUCGGUGAACCUGGUGUAUCCGCCACAGUUUUCCCAGGCCCUCGAUUCGGACGAAACGAUGGCCAGUGAGCAGAAGUUCGUGUCGGAGCGUAUUGCGGCGCUCAAUGUGGAUCUGUUGCGCUCGGAUGGUGGUGCCAGUGCUGAACCGGAGGAUGCGGAGCUGCUGGAAUGGGCGGGCACGGAUGAGGACCUGCCGCACGUGAAUCAGAUCCGACAGGAAGCGCAAAACCUUAACAAGCUGAAGACUCUGUUCAAGGGGCUCAAAUUCUUCCUGAACCGCGAAGUGCCCCGCGAACCGUUGGUAUUCAUUAUUCGCUGCUUCGGUGGUAAGGUGUCGUGGGACAAAACCAUGUUCGCGGGUGCCACGUUCGACGAGAGCGACGAGACGAUAACGCACCAGAUCGUCGAUCGGCCCAGCAUGGAGAAGCAGUACAUUUCGCGCGAUUACAUUCAACCACAGUGGCUGUUCGACAGUGUCAACCAGCGACGAUUGCUACCGACGAACCAAUAUUUCAUCGGUGCCGUACUUCCGCCCCAUCUUUCACCGUUCACCAACAGCCGAGUGCAGUACGUACCGCCGGAAGAGCUGGCACUGCGCAAGGCCGCCGAGCAGGAUGAUGAAGCAGCGAACGAGAAGUUCGAACCGGCAGAGGUGAACGAUGAGCAAGAGCAGAUUUCCGACGACGAGGAAGUGCUGGACCCGGAAGAGGAACAAGUGCAACAGGAAUUUGCACUGCUGAAAGCGUACAAUGACGAACGGACGGAUCAGCUGAACAGCGGUGUGGAAGAAAGUAGCGCCGCAAACGACAAACAGGAUCAGGAAAAACUGCAGAACAAUGGCAAAAAGGCAAAGAAGCCGGAAGGUGAUGCACCGCUACAGGCACAGAAUCCGGUUCGACCGAAAGGCAUGACCGUGCGACCGGGCAAAGUGUACAAGGAAAGUCCAGAGGAACAGCAGGCAGUUACCAAGCACGAGGAAGCUCUGCGCGCCCGUAUGGUAAAGUCGAAACAUCGUAAACUGUACUCGAUGAUGAUGGAGUCCAGGAAAAAGUCCGAAAAGGAAGCAGCCUUACUGGCGGAAAAGCGGGCCCGCAUCGAGAAGCAGAAGAAGGCGGAACAGGUCGAGAAACAGAAGAAACAGCGGAAGCAAAUUUUAGCCUAGAGCAGCAGUGGGGGUACCUCGGCGAACGUCUAUACUAGAAUUAAGUGCCCUCCUGUCGUCCGGGAGGAGAGAACAAUAAACAUUUCUUCUCUUACUAUACCUCGGAAGGGGAAUAUAACCCGAA
Molecule: messenger RNA, 2235 nt
Organism: Anopheles stephensi (Asian malaria mosquito)
Lineage: Eukaryota; Metazoa; Arthropoda; Insecta; Diptera; Culicidae
Product: pescadillo homolog
Exons: 2
Coding region: 228-2111 (627 amino acids)
Biological process (GO): maturation of LSU-rRNA from tricistronic rRNA transcript (SSU-rRNA, 5.8S rRNA, LSU-rRNA); ribosome biogenesis
Cellular component (GO): PeBoW complex; nucleolus
Molecular function (GO): RNA binding
Source: RefSeq, a predicted model, not a curated record